This is a messenger RNA of Pangasianodon hypophthalmus (striped catfish), 2636 nucleotides long. It is a transcript of the gene plp1b, whose product is annotated as proteolipid protein 1b. Gene Ontology annotation, biological process: axon development; central nervous system myelination. The transcript is spliced from 8 exons. Gene Ontology annotation, cellular component: myelin sheath; plasma membrane. Bases 616 to 1392 code for a protein of 258 amino acids. The record is from RefSeq and is a predicted model, not a curated record. Lineage: Eukaryota; Metazoa; Chordata; Actinopteri; Siluriformes; Pangasiidae. Gene Ontology annotation, molecular function: structural constituent of myelin sheath.
GUGAGAACGAUAAAAGAAGAGAGAAGUGUGAGAGUCACUUUAUCACCACAUCACAGGCAGCCGAGCAGCAAAACCCCUCGGACCACCACCCCGCAAUACACACACACACACUUACACACACACACGUACACACGUACACACUGACAUACACAUGCCAAGACACAUGGAACAUCUCGCGUCACGGUGGAACGUUCUCUGCAGCAUCAGGACCAAGUGAACACAUCUGGAGCACCUUUCAGCGAGUCUGGAGAAGAGCCAAGGCUAGAGUCUAGAACAUUCUGGUGAUGCCUCAGGAGCAUCAACACCGAGUCUAGAACAUUCUCCUGUGGCUCUGGAGCAUUAGGAACAAGUCUAACGUUCUUCUGAAGUGACUGGAGCUGCAUCUAAAGAGAGCCAGGUCUACAACGUUCUCUGGGUUGUUUGGAGCGCCGUGGCUGAAGAUAAAACAUUGUUUGGUCCAAUUUGAGAUAAAUCUAGAACGUUCUCCCAGCGAGCUCGGUCUUGUGCGUGUUCUGGAGCACUGGAGUGUCUGAGCUGAGUUUAGAACGUUCCUCAGCAGAAUCAAUCCUCUGGUUUAGCUGAAGCAUAGAAGGUUCUCUCUGCUCGUUGGUGAAGAUGUUCCCGAUGAAGCAGCCCUGGCUGUGUAAAGUUUUAGGUUGCUAUGACAGCUGUGUGCGUUGCCUUGGCGCCGUGCCGUACGUCACUCUGAGCGCCACGCUGCUGUGCUACGCCGGAGUCGCGCUCUUCUGCGCCGGAGCACACGAGGCCCUCACACAUACACACACACUCGUCCAAACACACUUCGCCCGCGCACAGCAAGACUUCGAGGUGCUCGCUGACUUUAUUAAAUAUUUUCAGUAUGUGAUUUACGGUCUGGCGUCGUUCUUCUUCCUGUACGGGAUUUUGUUGCUCGCUGAGGGAUUUUACACCACGAGCGCCGUCAAGCAAACGUUUGGAGAAUUCCGGAGUACGAAGUUCAGCCGCUGCCUCAGCCUCACCUUCCUCAUCGUGACCUACGUGUUGGCGGUGAUCUGGCUCGUCGUGUUCGCCUUCUCAGUGAUUCCCGUCUACUUCCUGUUCAACAUGGGCGAGACCUGUCACACCGUCCACAUCCUGUCUGAGACCACCACCAGCUUAAACCAACACGCCUGGGUGUGCGUGGACCCGCGGCAGUACGGUCUUCUCCCCUGGAAGGCUACACCAGGUAAAGUGUGUGGCAUGACCAUGGCCAACAUCUGCAAAGAACCUGAGUUCUACACGACCUUUGACCUUUACAUCACCGCCUUCGCUGGAGCAGGAGCCACGCUGCUCGGCCUGAUCCUCUAUAUCAUCGCUGCCACCUAUAACUACGCAGUUCUGAGGUUUCUCGGCAGUAAGGGGAUCCGUUGCUAGGCGCAGCACCGUUAGGCAUGCUGUUGCUAGGCGCAGCGUUGCCAGGCAACACGUCUCCUCAUUGAUGCGUGCCGCUGCACUUGCUGUUGCGUUGUCACGGCGACCAUGUCCAUGGGGGAUUCGCUAAAGAGGACCAUGAAGUGAAAAACAAACAAACAAACAAACAAACAAACAAAGUGUGUAAACAACAGUGAGAUUAACCUGACUCACACGGAGUGAAGUAUAAACAUUAAACUGUUAACCAAUCAACACAGAGCAGGGGGCGGAGCCUCUCUCCUUCAUCAUUUCUUCAUCACAUCUCUCUGCUUCUCUUUAUCACUCCAUCCUUUCACAGCAUCUUUACCAUCUACCCAUCUCUCUGUCGUCUUCUGUCCAUCCAUUUGUCUGUCUCUCUAUCUGUCCAUCUCUCUGUCUUUUCUGUCUCUCUCUCCAUCUCUCUCUAUCACUCUCCAUCUGUCUCUCUCUCUCUGUCUCCCUCCAUUUGAUUCUCUCUCUCUCUCUCUCUCUCUCUCUCUCUCUGUCUCCCUCCAUUUGAUUCUCUCUCUCUCUCUCUCUCUCUCUCUCUCUGUCUCCCUCCAUUUGAUUCUCUCUCUCUCUCUCUCUCUCUCUCUCUCUCUCUCUGUCUCUGUCUCCCUCCAUUUGAUUCUCUCUCUCUCUCUCUCUAUCCUUCCAUCUUUCUAUCCCUCUGUCCAGCUCUCCAUUUUUUUACAUCUCCAUCUUUCCAUCUCUGUUGAUGUUCUCAUUACCACCUAAUUUUUAAAAUAUAUUUAUUUGUUGGUGUUUACUCUCUCCCUCUCUCUCUCUCUCUUUCUCUCUCUCUCUCUCUCUUUUUCACACACACACACACACACACACACACACGCUAGUCCCAUUUAACAAAAAUUUCAAAACAGCUCUCAUUUAUUAGUGUUGAUUUUAAAUAAUUAAAUUUAAAGAAUGUGCAAAUUUCUAACACACAGUUGUAACUGUGUGUAUGUGUAUGUGUGUGUGUGUGUGUGUGUGCACGUGUGUGUGUGUGUGUGUGUGUGUGUGUGUGUGUGUGCACGCGUGUUCACAUACCCAACACUGUGUGUGUUCUCCAAUGGUGCUACAUCAAUGUAUUAAUAUUAAUAAAUGUGUAACAGUAAUACACACUGUACAUGUUUAAUUACACUGUGUGGGUUUCUGUUAAUCAGCUACACAACUGUGUGUGUGUUUCGCUGUAAACUGUCUCACAUUCUGCAAUAAACACACGUUUAAUCCAA